AUGGGUUCAGUCGAUGAUUCAUUUAAUUUACAGUCAGGGGGCUACGUUGGUAGCAUUGAAUGCGCUCGAGCUGGCACCGAUAUUGAGAGGCUGGCGCUACGGAUUAGCCUUGCUGAUAUUGACGAGCAGUUUGAGAAAGUGAUACAGAAGUCGUUAGUUUUCAUUUUACGAUAUUUGGCGAAGUAUGAUGAUCAUCGGAGGAAGCUUUUGGAACUGUUGGGGGAUGUUACGCGUCGCUUAAAACGGCGCUCCAAUAUACAGCUUCCCGUUCAUGAGCUUUUUGUUGCUUAUAAUGAUCCGGAAAACUCAACAUACCUUACAAAUUUCUCUCAUAUGUACAUCCGUUUGGGAUAUCCUCGUAUGCCAGUAACUGAACAAAUUUGUCUUCUUCCAGUAUUAUUUGCAUCACUGACAGAAAAUAAGCCUAUAGUCCAGCGAGAUGUUCUUUUGCAUCUGACCCUUCCCAUUAUUGGCGGUGUUCCUGCUGACGCACGCAAUAGGCUAGAACUGGAACUUCAUGAACUGCCCAUGCAGCGGAGGUUCAUUAAUGAAUUUUAUUCAUUAGUUUUGCUGUUGCCAUACACUUUUGAGCGUCAUAUCCGCUUUGACACCCUGGCAGUCGCUAUUCCAGAGGGAUUUAAUGCAUACGACUACAGUAGAGUCGCCCAUGAGCGCUUUUCUGCCAUUCACUCUGCUUCAGACCUCGAAAAGUACAAGGUUGCCAUAGUACAGUUUUAUAGCCGCGGAUUUUUCCCAACCGACGAAAGCAUUGUUCCUCUGCUCUUUGCUGAUGCAGAUUCACGGCACUCAGUUGUCUCUGCCGCAAACAAGGAGGUUCGAAUGUUGAGCGUCCUUGUGGAUUGGGAAAAUGAAGCUCUUCUUUCUCGAAUUUUUGACUGGUAUCUUGGUCGACGCCGAGAGUUUGACCCGAAAGGUCUUUCGGAUCCUCGUCAGCCCCUGAGUGCAGGUGUUCGAAUAAAACUCGGGCACUUUUUGCUUCGAUCCCGAAUUACGCUUACAGGUACUUUGGCACCGGAUCUAAUAGAAGCCGCGGUACUCAGUUUGAAAGGAGUGACAAGUUGCAAGGAACCGGCGAAACCUCUAUCUGCUGCUCCUUCACAGCAACCCCAGCAGCAGCAGCAGCCGUCACAACUUGUUUGUCCAACACAUGGGAUGAAGGCAGAGCAGACUCAACAGCAGCAGCAAUCUUCGGCGGAUUCCACAUCCGCAUCUGUUUCUGCAGCUCAAUGCUCUCAUCGCGCAGGACAGAGCGUCCAACGCCGGCUUGCUAAUCAUGGCCUCGACUUGCUGGCGCAUUUGCUCGAUAAUGCUACCUCUAUUCCACCGGAUGCGUCCGUCCGUGCUCUUGGAAGUCUCAUUGAAUUUGUUUAUGAAGGUACUUCUGACGAGAUAAUCUGUGGUGUGUUAUUUUACAACUUUGUCUCCAUGCCACUUUUGCUUCAGCUUGUUCCUGCAAGGGCACGAGGCUUUGAACUCCUAUCUCGCUUUUUGUCCCGCGAGCCGAAUUACCUCCUCAAAGAUCCAUCACAGCUUCCUCGUCUUUUCGACGUUCUUUCAGAGGACAUUGCCCCAGAUUUGAAAACUGCAGCUGCCCACUGUCUUCGUCGCCUUGCCUUUACUUUCCAGGAGGCUCAAAGGCAAAAUUAUCCCGCUCUGAGGAAUCAGCUUGCCAAACUUGAGCGUCUCCUCUUUGAGAACAUGGAGAGAGCGGACCCUGUUAGUCGUUUGGUUGCCGUUCACUUCGCAGGUAUUAUCUAUCCUCCUGAUCACAUUCCGACUCGUUAUCUCAUUCUUCAGGCUCUUGGUGAUAAAGACCAAAGAGUGCGAAAUGAGGCUCGCAUGGUGUUCUCCAUUUUCCUUGACCCCAACAUAGCAAACGACAUCGUGUACGGACGCGUCAAAUUACCAUCUUUUGUGGAGUUUGUCAAUCAUGAUACGCAGCAUAUUCGGAAGAAUCCUUUCAUCGAUGUGGAACGCCUCAUUCCCGUGGUUCAAUUCAUCCGACUUUGCCUUCUGGCUGUGAAGGGAGGUCUAACCUCAGCGCAGGAGAAGGAAAUGAUAUACGAAACAGAUGAUGAGAUUCGUUACCGCAUUAACCAGAAUGUGCGCUACCUUUUAUCUCUGACAGCGCCAUCUUCCACGUCGGCGGGGUCUUCUACCAAAGGGGCGGAGGGAUGCAUCAGUGAUGCGUCUGCAACUGCUGCACACGGUGGACUGCUGCAACCCAAUCCCGAGCAGGCGCGCCGCAGCAUCGCCACCUACUUUCGUCUCAUUCAUGUGGUCAUCUUUGCUCGCUGCCAGUCGCCCUGGGACUCUCCGGAAUUUCCCAAUUUUAUGGAAGAGGUAUUGAUAAAUAAUACACGUGAGUUGGCCGUUGGAGGAAAAAACAUACUGGAUCAGAUAAACAACCUGUUGUUAGGCACUGCACGUGGUGCAAACUGUCGUCACGCCUGCGCCUCCAUUUUCUCCGCGGUCACAAUGGAGACAGAGCAACCAGCGGAGGCACUGCAGAUCGCGAUGGGAAUGCUUGAUAAGGUCCCAAAGGGCUCAGUUGCAGUGGAUGUGGAAAGUUCGCAUCACAUACAAGGCAUGAUGAUGGGUGUGGCAUACUUGUUGAAACACCUGCACGACAGGCACUGCUCAUCCCAACCCGCUGGCUCCAGUGCCGUUGCAAACAGCGCCGGGACAAACGUCAACACUACCAGUGGUGGUGGUGGUGGUGACGCUUUCCUUGUUCGUCCCACUCUUCUCAUUGACAAGCAAACAAACAAGGAUAAGUCCACUCAUCACCAAGAGAAGGAAGGAAAGAACGCCACCGGUAGUGGUGUUCGCUAUAUCACUACUACCGUAGCUCAAGCCACAGUGACUACUCUUCUCGAAGCUCUAGCCGUCCUCGCUCAAGCCGGUUGUCUUGCCAACCUGCCCGCGGGGUCCACUGUCCCCACCAUCGAGCCCUCCGGCGCUCUUCCGUCCUGUGGGGAGAGUAAGGCUAAUUUAGUGGCGCGUGUCGCCCUCUACCUCACUCUUCCGCCUUCACCCGUCAUUAGUGCGACCACCAACAGUGGGACAGCAAAUACUUCGGCAACGAACAAAGCGAGUGAGGAACCGUUGCCUGUGAUGGCGGGACAUCAGCGCGUGUGGUUUGCUACCCUCCGUACUCUCGCUUGCCUUUGCACUGGUGAACCAUCAGAAAAUGUUUCUGCAGCAGCUCACGAAAAGGGAACCGAGCCGCGUGUGUCCACUCACCCGCACCUAAUGUUCAUCAUUGAAGCUAUGUCAAAAAUGCAGGAGGUGCGUGAUCCGGCACUUCAGUUGGCAGUGGGUGCAGCAAUGGCGGAUGCGCUUUUGGGUGCAGCCUCCCCUUACAAGGGUCUGUGGUUCGAGCGCAUCUAUCCACUUCACGUACCUUCAGGCGCUUCUGAGGCCGCUGCGCGCUCUCCUGCUGGUCGCUGGUUGGCUGAACGCUUUGUUGCCUUGCUUACUCACAAGCCUGGGCAGAUGAAACCGCCACCUGCGAUGCUUGCUGUUUCCCUUUGGGCUUUGGCCAUGGCGAGGCGGUUUGCUCCCCCACCUGUUGACCUUCUUUCACCCGAACUUUUCAUCAACCUCCUCACCGAAAACGAUGAGGCUCUUCAAUGUGUGGCAGCCAGUAUUCUCGGCCUCAUAUAUGAUCGGAACGAUGAAGUGGCUCGCAUUGCUCUUGUCGAGAGCUUAAACAAAAUGAUUGCCGAUGGUAAACGACCUAACACCUCAGUGUUUCGUGAGCUCUGCAGUCUGGCGCACCAAAUAGGUCGAGAUGAUAUGUCACUUUCUUUGGUUGUAUUGGCAACCACAUCUCCACCGCCGAGCGUAAACACUUCAGUUCUCUUCCAACCGGUUAAUGCUCUUGACGGCGCAUCUGUUGGUCCAGCAAAUGGUCCUGCGACAGCAGCAGUCUCUACUCCGUGGUUGACGCUUUGCGCGGUGGCAUGCGCAGGCCUGGUUCGGCGCCUCGGUCGCUCCCUCGCUCCUGCCCUUCCGCGUCUUGUUCCGCGUGUCUUCAUUCGACGUUACGAUAUGGCGCGACCGCGUAUGCGCAAUGCCAUGCAGAAGAUUUGGUUAGGUCUUAUCCUCUACGCCACGUCGAAUUCUGCUUCCAAUGGAAUGGCUAACCCCAGUGCGGCCUCAAAAUCGGACUCUGGUGGCGCCAGUGCCUCUGGUCCUGCUGUCUCACCUGCUACGAUUACCACCACAUGGGAGAGUGGCAAUUUGGCCAAUGUCUCGGUCAACGCACUGGCUUCUGAAUUGGUAGUUUACUCUAACGUUUUAACUGCUGAGUUCCAUAAAUGA
Molecule: messenger RNA, 4350 nt
Organism: Hydatigera taeniaeformis
Lineage: Eukaryota; Metazoa; Platyhelminthes; Cestoda; Cyclophyllidea; Taeniidae
Source: the annotation of a GenBank genome assembly